Molecule: messenger RNA, 7527 nt
Organism: Sus scrofa (pig)
Lineage: Eukaryota; Metazoa; Chordata; Mammalia; Artiodactyla; Suidae
Gene: CMKLR1
Product: chemerin chemokine-like receptor 1
Biological process (GO): positive regulation of cytosolic calcium ion concentration; complement receptor mediated signaling pathway; phospholipase C-activating G protein-coupled receptor signaling pathway
Cellular component (GO): plasma membrane
Molecular function (GO): G protein-coupled receptor activity; complement receptor activity
Source: RefSeq, a predicted model, not a curated record
CCCUCCAGCUGUUUCUCUGGCAGAGCUCUGGCCCAUUCAGGACGGCAGCCCUGCUGAGCAAAGAGCGCACAGAGUGGGUCUCCCUGGGAGCCUGCGAGAGAUGAGGAUGUUCUGGGGGGCUGUGCUCUGGGGGAUUGGAGGGGGUCUUGUAUGAAUGCAUGAACUGCUUUCUGGGCAAACAGCCACAACCCAAGAACAGUGUGAUUUCAAGAAAGAAGUCGGGGAACACAGGUCUCCUGCACAGCCUCCAGUGGCCUGAAGCCACGAAAGCCUUGGGAAGAUCUGGGUGGAGACCAGCCACAAGGUAUUUCUAGCUGUGUGCUCUGAGACUGAUCAGCCAAAGACCCACGUUGGAGAGCUUUGGAUGUCACAACAGUGAAUAAACAAGAAUGGAUUUUGAGGAUUACAACUCCACCUAUGAGGAUUCGUACACAGAUGAUUUCGACACCAUUGUUGCUUUAGAGGAGUUCUCUCCCCUGGAAGGCAGGGUGGUCAGGAUCUUCCUGGUUGUGGUCUACAGCAUCAUCUGUUUCCUGGGGAUCCUGGGCAAUGGCUUGGUGAUCGUCAUCGCCACCUUCAAGAUGAAGAAGACAGUGAACACCGUCUGGUUCCUCAAUCUGGCCGUGGCAGACUUCCUAUUCAACGUCUUCCUCCCAAUCCACAUUGCCUAUGCCGCCAUGGACUACCACUGGGUGUUCGGGACGGCCAUGUGCAAGAUCAGCAACUUCCUGCUCAUCCACAACAUGUACACCAGCGUCUUCCUGCUGACUGUCAUCAGCUUUGACCGCUGCAUCUCCGUGCUCCUCCCUGUCUGGUCCCAGAACCACCGCAGCAUCCGACUGGCUUACAUGGCUUGCGUGGUGAUCUGGGUCCUGGCUUUCUUCUUGAGUUCCCCAUCCCUCGUCUUCCGGGACACAGCCCAUCUGCAUGGGAAAAUAUCCUGCUUUAACAACUUCAGCCUGUCCGCCACCAGCUCUUCCUCAUGGCCUACUCACCCCCAAAUGGACACUGUGGGGUUUGGCCGGCAAAUGGUGGUGACCAUCACCCGCUUCCUAUGUGGCUUCCUAGUCCCAGUGCUCAUCAUCUCAGCCUGCUACUUCACUAUCGUCUAUAAGCUGCGGCGCAACCGCCUGGCCAAGACCAAGAAGCCCUUCAAGAUCAUCGUGACCAUCAUUAUCACCUUCUUCCUCUGCUGGUGCCCCUACCAUACGCUCUACCUCCUGGAGCUCCAUCACAGAGCCAUGCCUGGCUCCGUCUUCAGCUUGGGUGUGCCCCUGGCCACUGCCAUUGCCAUUGCCAACAGCUGCAUGAACCCCAUUCUGUAUGUCUUCAUGGGUCAGGACUUCAAGAAGUUCAAGGUGGCCCUCUUCUCCCGUCUGGUCAAUGCUCUAAGUGAGGACACAGGCCACUCCUCCUACCCGAGCCACAGGAGCUUUACCAAGAUGUCAUCCAUGAAUGAGAGGGAGACCAGCAUGCUCUGAGCCUCACCUGGAAGCCCCCAGUAGAUACUUCCAACCUUGGGGGCACAAAGCCAUGCCUUCUCAAGACCACAACAAGAAUCUCUUGGGUACCCACAGGUGCCCACUCUAUUUUGCAUGGGGCUGAGCAAUGUUUUGAGCUGGGAAUCCAGUUGGAACCCCUUUCUUCCAGCGGCAUGGUGGACAGAGCAUGCCAUGGUGCUUAGCCUUGGACCAGCAUCUCAUGCUUCUUGGGAGACCAGAUUUGAUUGAUGCAAAGCAAAAAAGAGAUUUCUCAAAAGCACUGCCAUGAAAUGGGAUGGGCUUAAGACAGAAGGAUUAAGCUACCUACUGAGUGCUCCCCAGAAAUGAUACCCACACUUUCCAAGGCCCAUUCCUGAUGUGAGCAGAGGAGGUCAGAGCAAGCACAGUGUGAUAUAAAUCAUGCCUUGUCCCAUGUCCCUACAUCAACAGCCUGCCAGAAAUCCUACCACUCAAGCCAUUCCUCUGGGUUAGGGCAUAUAGAAAUGCACACACCUUCUUCAGGUUCCCUGGGAGGAGAGGGUUACAAAUGAGCACAGGAACUCCCAGGACCAUGCAUUUGACUUUCAGAUCAGAUGGGAAGACAGAGAACAGGUUCCAAGGGCCCAUGGGGCUCUUGUGGGGGCAAGAGAAGCAGGGCUGCAAUGAGGACUUGGGGCUUGGGGGAAGGAAUGGAGAAAGAAAAGACCUUUCAAAGCAUGUAUGCAUGAAGCAGCUCACCCUAGAACUUCCCAGGGCUGUAGCUCUUUUGGGGGUGGGCAUGCCAGCCCCUUGUCCUAAGCCCUGUUCUCACUUGGUGUUUGUUACCCUCAGGCUGGUUCGAGGUGGCAGCUUCACAGCAGCCCACACUCUAUCACAGGGACUCCUCCCUCUUCCCUGGUCCACUGGCUGUGGUGAGUGGUGCUCAGAAUAAAACACCCCAAGGCAGGGGGCAGGUUGGGGGAGGACUUGUCUCCUUCUCAACUUCCUCAAAGCCUGGGCGACAACCUGGAAGCACCUCGCAUAUCAAAGAUGUGUCCAAGGGCUCAGUCCCUGAGCUCAAAGCAGAAUCUGGAGCCUGGAUCCUUGGACCAUGCUCCUGAGAUGCAGCGCUGAGGGAGUCUCGGGCACAGGGCUCCUAUAUACAGUCAUGUUGCCUUUUCUGGAACCUGAACCUCCCUGUGCUGCAAUGUCAUCAUCCAUUUAACAAAUGAAACUCAGAGGAAGAAAGUCUCUCAUCCAGUGUCAUACAGCUAGCCAGAGGCAGAGUUAAGGUCUGCAGCCAGCUCUGUCUGGUCCCAGAAACUCUAUUCUUUUAUGGACAAUAUAUGUACUUAGGACAUUCUAGACUAUCCUGGUAACCUACAUUUAUUUAGCACUUCUAUGUUAAGCACUUUACAUAUGUAUUUCAUUUAUCCCUCACAGCAGCCCUGAGUUAGGUACAAUUAUCACUUCCCUUUUAUGGAUGAGGUAUAUGGAACUCAGAGAGUUUAAGUAACUUGCCCAAGGGCACCCAGCUGGUCUCUGUUAGAGUCUGAACUUGAACCUAGGUCUGUCUGGCUCCAAUAGGGCCACAGAGGCUUGGGGUUUUGACCCUAUCUAUCUAUCUUCUAUCUAUAUCAGCAGGUUAAUGUAAACAUCUUAAAGGCAGCUUUGCAAAGAGUUCUUAAAAAUGAUCCAACAUGGCAAAGAAAAUGUCCUUGGCUUCCAGUUCCUUUGGCACCCGUUCAUAUCCACCCACCUGGCUCCCACCUCCUGUGCCUCCUGAGCUCUCUGGGGAGGGUAGUGGGGACAGGGGCUUGGUGGGAAGGCCCUUUGGCCUCCAAGUGUCCAUAUUCUGCUCUUGUCCAAGUUUCUUCACUGCGAAGCCAAUUCUCCAAAAAGAUGCAGUGAACAGAUGUAAUGUCUACAUAGCGCCAGGCAGUUCCCGAGGCCACGAGCUGUCUGGAAUUAUACCUCAUUAAGAGACAAACUGUUCCUUCCUUUGUUGGGUCAUUGUACUUGUGACAAGGCAGCUCUGAACUGACCCCAAGCUGGAGCCUCUGAGUGCUUCAAGCAAUCUGCGCUUAGUUUGAGAGCAAAAAGGAAGCUUUAAAUAUUGUCCAGUGCCCCAUGUCACUCACCUCCCCAACUUCACAGGGGAAGCAUCCAGGGCACAAGAUGGAGUGGGACAUGUUCUGGGCCCCAGAGACAGUCAUCAGCCACUUGGGGAGGACUGUGCUGUUUCUUGGGGCUCAGUUUCUUGUUACUCUGGGGCUGCGUGCAUGCCAGGCCGUGCCGCAGAAGCCAGGAAACCAUUUUGUUGUUGGAAAAGCUGAUGAACAGGAGCAAAAUUAAAACCAGCUGUUUCCCUCCUUGGAGUCAGGGCUGGCUCUUUCUGGCUGCCCCACCAGUCUUCCUGUUCUGUAGUUUCCCAUCAAAUGCUUAAAUGCAACCACAACCUUUUUAGUCUUGUCCCUACAGCUUCUCCUGGGGACCCCCACAGGUCACACAUGUAAAGGCUCUGCGGUUCCCAAAGCACAUUCAUCUGAACUACUCCACAAGUGGCCAAUGUGCUUCAUGCCCAAGAGCCCUCCUCCCAGUGCCAAGACCUGCUGAUGGGGCCUCAGCGCUGCCUCCUGGGCAGGGUGGGUGGGUGGAGGGGGCUGCGAGCUGUAGGCUAAGGGACAAGAAGCGAAGAUGGUGUUUGAGGGUGGGGGAGAGGGAGGAGGGAGGGAAGAACAAAGGAAACAGAAUGACAAUGAAGGAAAGGGAUCUGGCAUUAAGUAUCUAGCAUUAUGUCAGGCAUAAAAUCUCACCAAGUCUCAAACCAGUCCUGUGAGAAGAAGAUCCUCAGACCUGUGUGGAAGAUGCAGAAAGGGGGUUGCAGAUUGGGGACCUCACUUGUUCCGGGUCACACAGUAGUAAACGGCGGAACUGGGUCUGCCCCUGAGUUCUUAGCUUCUUCAGUCUUUGGGAGGAUGGAGAGGCAGAGAGAGAGGGAGGGGCAGGGAGAGGGGACGGGAGAGAAGGAGGAGGAAGAGGGAGGGGCUCAGAAGGGGAGACUGACCCAGGCUCUUAAGCCUGACCCCAGAGUCAACUCUGGAGGCCUUAGGGGCCAGGAUAGGUGGGAGAAGAGAGAAUCCAACAAUGAGAAUUGGGCGGGCCUUUCAGACAUCCUGCCCAGGCCUUUCCCAUUUUACAGAUGAGGGAACUGAGGUUGCAAGAGCUGGCCUUUGAGAAACAUGCAAAAGGAGGUAGGGUUGGCUUGGAUGGAAGUGGUCAGUGAUUCCCUAACUCCUGCCUCUGGCCUCCCUCUCCCAUCCAUCUCCCUGACAGGCUACGAUGCUCUGACUUUGGAAAAUUGCUGCUGGGGCUGAUAUUCAGGACUAGGGGAACUGGAAAGUCACUUGUCUGACUAGGAAAUAAUUCAUAAGGGACUUUCUUGCUUCCAUUCUUUUUUUUAAAAAAAUUUUUUUUGGCUUUUUAGGGCUGCACCCACUGUACAUGGAGGUUUCCAGGCUAGGGGUCAAAGUGGAGUGGUAGCCACUGGCCUAUGCCACAGCCAUGGCAACGAUGGAUCCGAGCUGCAUCAGCAACCUACACCACAACUCACAGCAAUGCCAGAUCCUUAACCCACUGAGCAAGGUCAGGGAUCGAGCCUGCGUCCUCAUGGAUACUAGUCCAGAUUCAUUUCCACUGAGCCAUGACAGGAACUCCUUGCUUCCAUUCUUUGAGCACAAAGUUUCUCUUGAAUAAAGACACUGAAGCAAGCCUAAGGCUCUGGGCUGCAGGUCCUGCUCCUUGUCUUCCCUGCCCACCUCGUGGAAUAUUAGCCAAGGCUCAGAGAGGUGAAGUGUCUUGUCCAAAGUCACACAGCUAUGUUGUGAGACAGCAGGAGAAACCCUGAAAUUCACAAUCUCCCAUUCCCCACAUUUUGGACUCCAAGAAAUGCAUAUCUUGAAAAAAAUUCCCUGCACUCAUUUAUUUUUCCUGGCUAUGAGAUAGGUAGUGAUUUAGCCAAGAUUACAUAGAAAGCCAUGGCAGAGAGGAGACUGAAACCCAGGACUCUGUCCUCCUAAGUCUGUGCAUUGGGCUACCCAAGGACAGAGGCUCCCAUCCACACAGUCACCCAGCCAUCUUUCAUACACCCGUCUAUUUUCAUAACCGUCAAUAUAUAAAUCAACCCAUUUAUCCAUUCUGCAAGCAUCUACUUAAUACUCCUUUUUGCCAGGCCCCAUGGUCAGCACUGGGAAUAACGGGUGGUCAGGACAUACAUGGUCUCUGUCCUUCUGAGCUCAUUCAUUGGCCAGUGGUGACAGCCAAUUAAAAAAAAAAAUACCCCAAAUGGAAAACAACUAUAAUCAGUACUACCCACAUAUUAUAGAGGGAUGUGACCCUGGCCAAAGGCCAAGGAACUUCCCCAGGGGAAGAGACAUUUCAGAUAUGAAGGAUGGGUGGGCACUGAUUCAGUGGAGAGGAGCAGGAGAGGGUGCUUCAGGUAGAGAAACAGCAUGGGCAAUGGCAUUGAUUCAGGGGGCGGGGAGCAGACUGACUCUGGGAGACAGAAAGGGGGUGGGGCUGCAGCACUGAGAGUGAGCAGGGACCAGAUAGGAUGGAGAGGAGCCUUCACCUUGAGAUGAAGGGGAAGCCAGGUGGAGGGAAUUAAGGGCUCAGACCUGCCUACUGAAAGGAGGCCCAAUGGCCAGGGCUGCUCUUGGGGGACAAGGUGGAGAGGGGCAAGAGGGGAAGUGAGAGACUGCUGGAGCAUCCAGGUGAGUACGAUGGUGCCUGAUUUGGGGAGCCAAGGUAGAGCUUGAGAGAAAUGGACUGUUCCAGAGAUAGUUAAAAGCUACCCAAGCUUUCUCUGGGGAGCGGUUAGCAGGAAACCAACCCAGGGCUCGUUUCAGCUGCAGAGGCCUCGGUGUGUUGCUUUAUUGACGGGAAUUAAUUGUAAAUAUUAUUCAAAUUUACUUCCCAAUGCACAAUUAUAUUUCUCAGGGGAGCCCUCUGAGCACAUAAUAAAGCCCUAUAAAUAAUACAUAUAUUAACCUAAGAGGAACAGAGGCACAUUAACGCAGCAGUUGCGGGUGGUGGCUGGGGCGAAUUUACGCAGACAAGACUCUACGUGCUUGAACUUGGGGUUUAACCUCAGAGGUUACCGAGUUCUGCCCUGAGGGAUCCUCCAGGCACCCUCCAAGAAAUCUGCUGUCAUUAAUCUCAUUGAAUCCUUCUAUUGAACUUUGUGGUAGGGACCAUUAAGCUAGUAAGUGACAGAGCUAGGACUAAAACUCCAGUCUCUUUGAUCCUAAAGGAACGUACAGACAUAAACCAUCCUCUAAAGGAACUCCUCCCAGCAGAGAGGAUGGCAAACACAUGCUCCCUCUCCAGUGGCAGAUUUUGAAGAGGUGGGAGUGGGGAAACCUGAGAGAUGGCGUUUUCAUUUGGAGAGAAGAAAUGGUGUUGGGGUGAGCUUGUCACUUCAUUCUGGCUCUGGGAAGCUUAAGAUUGUUGAGUGUGGAAGAGACUCCUUCAUUAUGUUCACUCCUUCCCAUCCCCCCAUUUUGCAGCAGAUAAAACUAAGGCUUCUUUGCAAAUAAGAUUGGGAAGUCCUACCUCACUGGCUGCUGUGAGAUAUGUGGCAAUGCUCAUGUGAGUCACUUUUAAAGCAUCAUCAUUCUAGAGUCCUGGGCAUUCACCGAGCUGCCCUCCUCACUUCUUAGUUUGUUGACAAGGGUUUUGCUGCUGGUCUGCCCUGAAGGGCUCUGCCCAGGAUUUGGAGUCACUGGGGAGUUUCUAGCAGAGUAUCCUUCCAGGGAAGGCAGGAAAUCUUGGAAAAACAUGGCACAGGGCAGAGAAUGCUGUGUUUGGGGCAUAAACUUUACCAUUCAACACUGUCCAGGGUGUGAGUGAGAGAUGUUUUUUAUCUUGAUCUAAAUGGUGGUUCCACGGCUGUCUUCACAAGUAAAAGCCCAUUUAUCUGUACAUAUAAGAUGAAUGCACUUCACAGGAGUAUAUUAUGCCUCAAUUAAAGGUAUUUUUUAAAAUAAAAUAAUUCAUGGUGUCUGCA